Molecule: messenger RNA, 759 nt
Organism: Acanthosepion pharaonis
Lineage: Eukaryota; Metazoa; Mollusca; Cephalopoda; Sepiida; Sepiidae
Source: the annotation of a GenBank genome assembly
AUGGUUGAUUCAGUCUGUCUCUGUGUCUUUCCUUUUUAUCUAUCUCUCCUUCUCUUUUUCUGUGUCUGUCGCUCUCCUUUUCUCUGUUUGUAUCUGUCUCUCUUUCUUUUCUUCUAUCUCUCUUUUUCCUCGUUCUUUCUACCUUCUUUUUCUUCCUCUCGCUCUCUCUUUUCUUCUCUCUUUUCUUCUUCUCUCUCGCUUUUUCUUAUCUUCUAUCUCUUUUUUCUUCUCUCUCUUUCUUCUCUCUCUUUCUUCUCUCUCUUUUUCUUUUACUUCUCUGUUACUUCUCUGUUUCUUCUCUGUUUCUUCUCUCUUUUUCUUUUUCUCUUUCUCUUUCUCUCUUUUUCUUUUACUUUUCUGUUUUUGUCUCUUUUUUCUCUCUCUUUUUCUUCUGUCCUUCUUUACUCUCUUUCUUUUUCUUCUCUCUCUUGUUCCUUUACUUCUUUCUCUGUUUCUUUGUUUCUUCUCUCUCUUUUUCUUUUUUCUUUUCUUCUCUCUCUCUCUUCUCUCUCUCUCUUUUUCUUGUGUCCUUCUUCACUCUCUUUCUUUUUCUUCUCUCUUUGUCACUUGUUUUUUACUUCUCUAUCUGUUUAUCUGUUUCUUCUUUCUCUUUUUCUUCUCUUUUUCUUUCUGUCUCUUUUUCUUCUCUCCCUUUCUUUUUCUUUUGUCUCUUUUCCCUCUCUCUUUUUUCCUCUCUCUUUCUCUUUUUCUUUUCUUUCUCUAUCUCUCUUGUUUUCUUACUCUUCUCUCGGUGAAUGA